Messenger RNA from Chaetomium globosum CBS 148.51, 1401 nucleotides. RefSeq lists its product as uncharacterized. Lineage: Eukaryota; Fungi; Ascomycota; Sordariomycetes; Sordariales; Chaetomiaceae. The record is from RefSeq and is a predicted model, not a curated record. Bases 1 to 1401 code for a protein of 466 amino acids. The transcript is spliced from 5 exons. Gene Ontology annotation, cellular component: SWI/SNF complex; nucleus. Gene Ontology annotation, biological process: regulation of transcription by RNA polymerase II.
AUGCAGCCGCAAUACCGUGGCUACGGACAACAACAUGCGCCCCCGAGGGCAGGAGGAGGAGGACAACAUGUCCCACAACGCCGAGGCGGCAUCGGCCCCAUGAUGUCCGCCGGUCCUCACCACUCGGUGCCCAUGACACAGGCGCAGAUCAACCAGCAGCACCACCAACAGCAGCAGGCCAACCACUUAGCGAAACUGAGGAGUGGUAAGCCGACCGACAAGAACCUACCAGAUGGCGUCGAGGAAGGGCUGUCUGCGGGGAGCGACGUUGCCGCCUGUUACACGCAGCUCCGUGACUUGGAGCGCCGGCUCGAUGCCACCAUGACGCGCAAGAGCAAUACCGUCGAGGACCAGUUCUGGCAGGGCAACGGCCUCGGCGUCGACACAUUCGACUUUUCGUCCAACCUUGAGUCCACAUACCGCGUCAAGAUCGAAGGCCGACUGCUCGACGACGAAGACGAAGUAGAAGCGGAUGAGGAGCAGCGCAAAGGCGAUGAUAACGAGGCGGAAGGGGACAAGAUGGAAACGGAUAGCCCCAGCAAAACUAAGAGCAAACCUGCGGCCGCCGCCAAGCGGCCGCGCCCGGCCCGCCAGGGUGCGGAGGCCAGCGUGGAGUGGAAAAAGCCCGACAGGACGCCGGCGGGCGCUGGCAAUUUGCCGGCUAUGGCCGAUUUUGACGAGUUCACCUUCAAGCGCAACGGCGAUGAAAACAUGAACAUUACCAUCAACCUGUUCCGGCACGAAGACCCCGAGCGCUUCGAGCUGACCCCGGCGCUCGCCGAUAUCAUCGACAUGCGCGAGGCAACACGCCAGGAGGCAGUCAUGGCGCUGUGGGAGUACAUCAAGUUGAUGAACCUACAAGAGGACGAAGAGAAGCGCAACUUCCGAUGCGACGAUCUCCUGCGAAAGCUCAACGACUACCUCACGCCACACCUACGGGCGCUCCCGCCCCGUGAAGCUGGCCUACACGAUCCGCGUAGACGAGGACUUCCACAAGGACCCCCAGCCGACCAUCUACGACGUGCGCGUGCCGGUCGACGACUCGCUGCGCUUCGCGGCUGUCGCCCUUCGUGCACAACGCCGCAGUACGCCGGCAUGCUCAAGGAGGGUCGUCGGGCUCGACGACCAGCUCGCCGUGCUCAUCCAGGCCGUCGCCUCAGUCCAAGGCCAAGCACACCUUUCCUCGCCUCCAUGGCCCGCGACCCCGUCGGUUUCGUCAAGGGCUGGCUGAGCUCCCAGAAGAGGGAUCUCGAGGUCAUCAUGGGCGAGGCCACCCGCGGCGGUGGCGAGGAUGCCACCGGCGAUGAGUGGCGCCGUGGUGGGCGCGACAGUGUCUGGGCUACGACUAAUGCGCGCGAGAGCGUCAAUGUCUUGCUCGCGAAGCAGCCUACGAGGGUAUGA